Dendrobium catenatum is the source of this 1193-nucleotide messenger RNA. Its product is annotated as E3 ubiquitin ligase BIG BROTHER-related. The record is from RefSeq and is a predicted model, not a curated record. Gene Ontology annotation, molecular function: ubiquitin conjugating enzyme binding; ubiquitin-protein transferase activity. Lineage: Eukaryota; Viridiplantae; Streptophyta; Magnoliopsida; Asparagales; Orchidaceae. The transcript is spliced from 9 exons. Gene Ontology annotation, biological process: protein ubiquitination; negative regulation of organ growth. Bases 273 to 1025 code for a protein of 250 amino acids.
UUCAUUUAUGUUCAAUCAUUUCUGGCUCGAAAAGGACCGGAAGUUCUGAUCGCAGAUAAAUCACAGUCUCCUGCCAUACUCGUCGGCGUAAUCUCCGACUGCCAACACGAGCUGGAAGCGUUGGAGAAGCGACCUUCCCUUUCCAUUGGUCUUUUUCUCUCAAUUAAUUUUACAUAAAGCGUUGAGAUAUUCCAGGCAAAGACUUGGUCGACCUUGAUUUAAUUCCAAUCGAAAAGCUUCGGUCUUCUCGUUAGGUUCAACAGGUGGCUAUAAUGGGAGUGGAACGUCAAACAGGUGGAAAGAAGCAAAUGGACAUUCAUUAUGUCCAAGCACCUGCGCCAUAUUCGGUGGAAGAGAAUUUUGAAGUAUUCUUCCCAGACCAUGAUGAUCUCACGCUUGCAGAACUUCUUCAGGAUCAGGAAACUGUCUACCAGUCGCUGCAAAAAAAUCCUCAGACUAAUACAGCUAGACCUUCAAACCCUAUUCCUAGGGAAGGUCCUAAUGAUAGACAAAGACAUGGAGAUUCUUCUCAAACUGUAAAUGCCGAGUCUCAGUUAGCUAUGGAUGAAAUUUAUGCUAGAGAAUUGCUGGAGUUGGAGUUGGAGACUCAACUUGCUUAUACUUCCCUUAAUGGUACUUCUGGAGCAGGAACUGGGCCUUCUACGUCAAGCAGUCGAGGAAAUUCCUCCCACAACGCAUCAACUCAGAUUACCAUAGAAGAGGAUGUUGACCCAGAUAAUAUGACUUAUGAGGAAUUGCAAUCAUUGGGUGAAGCCAUAGGCACUAAAAGCAGAGGACUUUCAGAUAAACUUAUAUCCUACUUGCCAGUCUCAACAUACAAAAUUGGGCUAUUUCAAAAAAGAGAGAACCAUGAAGAAUGUGUGAUUUGUUAUAUGACUUACAAGAACCGAGAUAAGUUGAUCACAUUGCCCUGCCAGCAUCAAUACCAUAAAGGUUGCAUUACUAAGUGGUUAAAGAUCAAUAAGGCAUGCCCAGUGUGCAAUGAAGAAGUAUUUGGAUCUUAAAUAUGCGAUAUGAUGUUUUGUUCAUGCUUCUGCCUGUAGCCCUGAAUUGGCUAUUCCAUGUUGCCAUACUCAAUAAAUAUUUGUUAUGAUGAGGUCUGUGCUUGUUGCCCAUACUUGUGGUAACUAUUAAAAUACAAUAUUUUAUAAAUGCUUGUUGUGUUAAGCCAA